Messenger RNA from Mus caroli (Ryukyu mouse), 402 nucleotides. Its product is annotated as large ribosomal subunit protein eL43. Gene Ontology annotation, biological process: translation. Gene Ontology annotation, cellular component: cytosolic large ribosomal subunit; ribosome. The record is from RefSeq and is a predicted model, not a curated record. Lineage: Eukaryota; Metazoa; Chordata; Mammalia; Rodentia; Muridae. Gene Ontology annotation, molecular function: large ribosomal subunit rRNA binding; structural constituent of ribosome.
UGAAAGAUGUGGGUUUUUACUCUUCGGAUUUGGGCUUGGGUUCCGGCGACAUGGCUAAACGCACCAAGAAGGUCGGCAUCGUCGGCAAGUACGGGACCCGCUAUGGUGCCUCCCUCCGGAAAAUGGUGAAGAAAAUUGAAAUCAGCCAGCACGCCAAGUACACUUGCUCCUUCUGUGGCAAGACCAAGAUGAAGAGACGAGCUGUCGGCAUCUGGCACUGUGGUUCCUGCAUGAAAACAGUGGCUGGCGGGGCCUGGACCUACAACACCACCUCUGCAGUCACAGUGAAGUCUGCCAUCAGAAGACUGAAGGAACUGAAAGACCAGUAGAAGCCCUGCUGUCUGAGACUUGCCUAGCCUGCAAUAAACGGGUUAUUUACGUAAAAAAAAAAAAAAAAAAAAA